AUGGCACAGUUUUCUAUGAACGCUCUUCUUGGGUUAUUGGCCUUGGCUGUUAGCCAGUCCUCGGCGCACUUCCUCCUCAAUUAUCCCUCCACAAUCGGCUUUGGCGACACUCUUGAACUUACUCCUCCAUGCGGCGGCUUCACUGUCGACUUCAUCAAGGAUAACGUGACCGAUUUCCAUGUCGACGGGGAUACCAUCGCCGUGACAUCGAUACACCCUCAAUCAAUAUGGCUCUUUCGCUCGACUCUUGACCUGAAUGUUACUACUGCAAACUGGACAGAUCUCCUGCCUGCCGUCGAACAAACUGGAAUAGGCGACUACUGUGAGCCAGCGGUGACGGUGCCAGGCUCCUGGAUAGGAAAGAAAGGUGUCAUUUCCGUUGUCCAAGUCUCCCCAACCGAAACUCUCUACCAGGAUUUUAACGACGGACGAACAAACACAGUGUGCCGCCGUCAACUUCGUUUCGGGAUCCCAUUCACCACCCAGUGUAUGCAAGAAUGUAACGGGACUUUCGGCAAGCUUCACUGCAGAUCCCACGCUGUUCGUGCCAGCGACGGUGACGGCGUCGACAGCGGGCUCGACGAGCUCGAGUGCGACCACUACUGGUGGUUCUUCGGCAUCUGUUUCCGCUAUCUCCCAGACAGGAGCCGCGUCAACCGCUUAUGCGUACGGAGGAAUCAGUUAUCUGAUGGGGUUGGCUCCAGUGGUUCUACUUUAUCAUGGUAA
Penicillium daleae is the source of this 726-nucleotide messenger RNA. RefSeq lists its product as uncharacterized. The record is from RefSeq and is a predicted model, not a curated record. Lineage: Eukaryota; Fungi; Ascomycota; Eurotiomycetes; Eurotiales; Aspergillaceae. Bases 1 to 726 code for a protein of 241 amino acids. The transcript has 2 exons.